Messenger RNA from Prosopis cineraria, 408 nucleotides. Its product is annotated as S-protein homolog 5-like. The transcript has a single exon. The record is from RefSeq and is a predicted model, not a curated record. Lineage: Eukaryota; Viridiplantae; Streptophyta; Magnoliopsida; Fabales; Fabaceae. The coding region runs from base 1 to 408 and encodes 135 amino acids.
AUGGCGAUCUUCCACCUUUUACAGUACUAUAACAGUGCAACUCAUCAAUCGCUUAGAUCAUCAGCAGACUUGACUCUCCAUUGCAAAGAUAAGAAUCAUGACCUUGGAGAGGUUACCAUCAGCUUUAAAGAUCUAUAUUCGUUCAAAUUCACAGCAGAUCCGUGGGCAUGGAGAUCCUUGUAUUUCUGUAGCUUUUGGUGGUCGUCAACUUCUUCGCGUCAUUACUAUGAUGUUUACGUGCAGAAACGAGACAAAUGCCAUUUGUGCAUUUGGACAAUAUAUGAAGAUGGUCCUUGCGAUGCCGAUGGAUUUUGCUAUCCUUGGAAUCGUCAACCACAGUCAAAGCGUGCUCCACUUAGUGUUUUUACACCACAAAAAACCAACAUUACUCAACCUCAUCAUCUUUAA